AUGACCUUGGACACCCUCCUCCUCCUGCUAUUAGCCGCCCUGCUAUCUCUCUUCUUCCUAAGGAGGAGAAGGAGGAGGAAUCUACCCCCAGGUCCAGCCUAUUGGCCUUUGCUAGGAAACAUAUCGAUCAACAAGACCCAAAAAAUCCACACCACCCUGAACGACUUGGAGGCCAAAUACGGACCUAUCUUCACACUAAGAAGAGGCAAAAAGCCCUUCAUUGUCCUUACAAGCAUAGAGCUGAUCCGAGAAGCAGUGGUGGAAAAAGGCCAGAUCCUUUGCAGCAGACCUCACUCCUCCGGCCAGACCACAAUUGGCUCCACUCCUUACGACCCCCUGUGGCGAGCCCUGCGCAAAAACUUGGCCACGGAGAUGCUGAAUCCCGCUCGACUCAACCCCCUCCGAAGCUUCCGAUGGCGGGCCAUGCAAGCCUUGAUCGACCGCCUCACCACAGAGGCGGCGCAAAACGGUGGCGCUAUGUACUCCAUCGAAGAGAACAUCAGAGUCACAGUUUUCAGCAUCUUGCUCUACAUGUGCUUCAGCUUCGAGAUGGACAUCGAUUACGUACGUGAAUUCCAAAGCACCGUGGUUGAACUGCUCCACAAAGCCAAAAUUCUAAGCACAUAUUACGACCCUUUUCCGCUCAGAAAGUUCCUCCAGCCUGGAAAGGCCAGAGAAAUAAAGCACGUCCUUUCCCGUGGCAGCGAGCUGGUGGUGUCUCUCGUGCAUAGGCGGCGGUAG
Cryptomeria japonica (Japanese cedar) is the source of this 741-nucleotide messenger RNA. RefSeq names its product cytochrome P450 77A1-like. NCBI's taxonomy places the organism in Eukaryota, Viridiplantae, Streptophyta, Pinopsida, Cupressales, Cupressaceae. Gene Ontology annotation, molecular function: oxidoreductase activity, acting on paired donors, with incorporation or reduction of molecular oxygen; iron ion binding; heme binding. The transcript has a single exon. The record is from RefSeq and is a predicted model, not a curated record. Bases 1 to 741 code for a protein of 246 amino acids.